This is a messenger RNA of Megalopta genalis, 6703 nucleotides long. It is a transcript of the gene thoc5, whose product is annotated as THO complex subunit 5. Gene Ontology annotation, molecular function: mRNA binding. Lineage: Eukaryota; Metazoa; Arthropoda; Insecta; Hymenoptera; Halictidae. The record is from RefSeq and is a predicted model, not a curated record. Gene Ontology annotation, cellular component: THO complex part of transcription export complex. Gene Ontology annotation, biological process: mRNA export from nucleus.
GCGUCUGACUCCAGAUCAGAAGGUUGCGUGUUCAAAUCACGUCGGGGUCAAUGUUUUUUUGUUUUUUGCUUUUCAAUUAGAAAUUUAAAAAAUAUUCUAUAAAUUAGUGUCACACAUUCAAACAAAAAUAAUUAUAAAUAUAGCCUGUAAUAAUAAGCGAAUAUUUUGGAAAUUGUAGAUAGAAGAAACAUAACCUCACCGGUAUACCAGUUUGUAUUGGCGUGGGUUAAAAUGCAACAUGGACGUGUAACAAAAUUUUAAGGUUUGUAAAUAGAAUGGGUAAAGAAACUGAUUCCGAGAAUCCAAAGAAAAGAAGAAAGUCAGUUAGUGGGAAUUCUGGAAUGUCUCUUAAAGAUGGUGAUACGUAUAAGGCUAUAAUCAGUUAUGAAGAAAAAGAGGCCACAGAAAGAUUGUCAGAAAAUGAUUCUGAAAGCUUCUUAUCAACUUGUGACGAUAUACGUAAAGCUAUGAAUAAAAUAGCAAAACUAAAAAUGAGUGGAGAUGCCAAAGAAGAAAUACGCGAACUUCAAAUUCAAACAUCCUUAUCAUUCAUUGAACUUAAGAAACUAAAUAGAAUGGAAAAGUUUCGAACAAAAUUUGCAAGAGAUUCUCUGAUGUCUUCGAAAAGUAGUGUUGACAGUAGACAUUUACAUUUACAGAAUUUAUUGUACGAAGUGAUGCACUUAAAGAAGGAAGUUCUUAAAUGUCUUCAGUUUAAGUCUAAAGAUGAACUGAUACAACUUGUACCAGAGGAAGAAUUUUAUAAAGAAGCUCCUGAAAGUAUUUCUAGACCUGAUAUUGCAAAACAUAAUCCGCAUCAGCUGAGACUGGCUCGUUUGGAGUGGGAAUUAACGCAAAGAAAACAGCUUGCUGCUUUAUGCGACGAAUUAACGGAAAGUAAAAAAGCAGUAGCAUUAAACAUAGAAUCUAAACAAUCACGGCUCGACAAUCUGGCACCACAACUUUAUUCGAUAUUAGAAGCUAGUAAACCGCUCCAAGAAAGUCUUGGGUUACCAUUGGAUAGAAUCAGGCAAGAGCAUCACAAAGCGACAUUACUUGCAUCACCAUUAUAUGUUCUUCAUGCAAAAGCAUCAGCAUAUAGAGAUGCAUAUGACAGUACCAUAAUUGUAAAAAUCGAAGGCGACGAGGAAGAAGCGAAGCGUGCAAAUAAUCAGGAAGGAUUACAAGAAUCUGAUUCAGAUCCUGAAACAUUAUCUGAGAGUAUUACAGAAGAAACGCAUAUCCAUAAAAAGAGACACCAUAGAUUAUCUAGGGAAGCUAGACAAGAAGAAAAAAGAUUAAGGCUGCUUCAAAGGCAUCCCUUACAUGUGAAAAUAGUUAUUAAAUUAAAAAAUGAAACAAAAUUGACAUUACAGUUCUUUUACAUAAUGUUUCUGAAAGUAGUUACAGUAGAAUCAAAAUUGAAAACCGAAGGCGUUGGAAGCAAUAGUACUGGAGAUAUGCUUGUAUCAGAAUCAAUUUUAAGAGAAUUGUAUCCAAGAGAUUUAGGAUUAGAAAGUCCAAACCCAGCUAAUUAUUAUCAACUAAGUCGAUAUAAUUUGGGUAAUUUUUCAUCGCUCGGAUUGGGAAUUCCAUACAAAUGGGCACAAAGGAUGGCUGGUCUGAAUUUCAUAUCACCCGAUUCCCGUGAACAGAAGGUUACAAGUUGCGAAAUAGCUCAAGAUAGUGUUGAAAGUGUACUGAGAGAGAUUAAAAGACGUUUAAAAGCUAGAUUGGAAUUAUGCAUGGAGAUCCGACAGUUAGAAUCUGGAAAUUUAUCUCUUCUUGCUAUUACAAAUGACACUUUACCACAAAAAGUUAAUACAACACUACAAAAAUUUACAACAAUAUCUUGGAACGUUUAUUCUACUUCUACGAAUUCUGCUCUUCAGCAACAGGGUUUAGUGACAUCAUUAGACAUAUUUUAUGAAGCUGUCCUUCGACGUGGAAACAAUGAAUUAACAGCAAGAAUUGCUAUAAAACCUGAUUAUCCAAAGAUUGCGGCAAUAUUUGAUAUAAGUAUACAUCCUAUGGUACCAGUUGCUGUCGACAUUCUACGAGACAUUGAAAGAGAAGUGAACGUUAUGUGGACAAAACCGCCCACCUUAUCUGCGCAAUUGCAACGGCUAAGAGCUUGUUUCGAUAUUUAUGUAGAAACAGAAAAUAUAGUACCGAAAGAAAAAAUUUUCUUUCAUCCUAUGAAAGGUCGUACUCGUGCAAGACCUUACAAAUAUUUAGAAUUAGGAGGUGGAAUUUUCAUUCAUCGUAUGGCGAACGAUAAAUCGGGUAUUUUGUACCUGUUCGAUCGACCCGCCGAGCCGGUCUACGUACCUAAGGGAGACAAGAAGGUUGCUUUCGACAUACCAGCCGAUUAUUUGCCGGACAGGUAUCGACAGGUAGCAACGCAGGUAUUGAACCGCUUCGCCGAUGAUACCGAGUCGAAGCUUCCUGUGAAACAGAUCUCCCUUCCGGAUCUUAGCAUCCCCAUGCAAUUAGGACGGCGCGAGCCUUUUUCGCUGUUCAUUCCAGCGCACCGAAAAUUAGCAGCUCGGCUUAUUGAAAUUUUCAUGGGAAUGAGGACGUACGAGGACUUUCUGUCUGUAGCAGUUUACUCCCGCGAUCGCGUCAACCCGAACUUGUUUAUUUACGCUCUUUCCGUAGCGAUAUUACAUCGUCCAGAUACAAAGGAUCUGCCGGUACCACCGCUGACCGAAGUAUUUCCGGAUAAAUAUAUCGACGGUGGAAUUUUCACGCGGGCCAAGGAGGAAGCCAACCUCGUACCUACAGGAUCGAGGAUUCCAAUCGAGAUUCCCCGAGAUUACACCGCCUCGGACCUCGACGAGGAACAUCGCGUCGCAUACUGGAGAGAGGACAUUGGCAUCAAUCUGCACCACUGGCAUUGGCAUUUGGUUUAUCCAUUCGAAGGCAACAUGAGUAUCGUGAACAAAGAUCGUCGCGGCGAACUUUUCUAUUACAUGCAUCAACAGAUUAUGGCGCGAUACAACUGCGAGCGUUUGUGCAAUCGGCUCGGUCGCGUGAAACGGUUCAUUAAUUGGCACGAGCCGAUUUCGGAAGCUUAUUUCCCGAAACUGGAUUCCAUCGUUGCGGGCCGUACAUGGCCUGCUCGCCCAGGCGGAGCCAUUCUGAAGGACAUCAAUCGUCCGGUGGAUCAAUUGGAUUUCGACAUCCAAGAUCUGGAGAGGUGGCGCGAUCGUAUAUACGAAGCUAUUCACACCGGGGCAGUGGUUAAUACGAGGGGCGAUCGCGUACCCUUGACUCAAAAAGACGGCAUCGAUAUAUUGGGGAACAUUAUGGAAGCUAGCAUCUUGUCCCCGAAUCCAAAUCUGUACGGCGAUGUUCACAAUUUAGGCCACGUCGCUAUCUCCUAUUGCCAUGAUCCGGAUCAUCGUUAUUUGGAAAAUUUCGGUAUCAUGGGUGACUCUGCCACUGCCAUGAGGGACCCCAUAUUCUACAGAUGGCACGCUUUCGUCGACGAUCUUUUCCAGGAAUAUAAGAACACUCUGCCCGAGUAUACUGUCCAAGAGUUGGAUUACCCGGGCAUCGAAGUAGACAGCGUUAGAAUAGCGACGAACGAGCAGCCCAACGUCUUGCACACCUUCUGGACCCAAAGCGUGGUGGACUUAUCUCGAGGACUCGAUUUCGCACCUCGCGGAGCAGUGCUCGCUAAAUUCACUCACCUGAAUCACACGGACUUCGUGUACACGAUUAUUAUCAACAAUCGCGGUAACAAACCGAAACGGGGAACGGUGCGCAUCUUCAUCGCGCCGAAGGAAGACGAGCGUGGACUACCCUUCGCUUUCAAGCAACAAAAGAAUUUAAUGAUCGAGAUGGACAAAUUCUCUGUUACACUGCGGCCAGGACUAAACACGAUCGAGCAGAAAUCAACGGAUUCUUCGGUAACUAUACCCUUUGAAAGGACGUUCCGUAACUUGGACGAGAACAGACCGGUGGGCGGCGAGAGCCUGGAACUUUUCAAUUUCUGUGGAUGCGGAUGGCCGCAACAUAUGUUGGUGCCUAAAGGAACCAAAGCGGGCUUCCCUAUGGAACUUUUCGUUAUGGUGUCGGAUUACAGCGGCGACGCCGUUGAACAGAACGAGGCGACCGGUUGCACGGAUGCUGCCAGCUUUUGCGGCUUGAGAGACAAGAAGUAUCCCGACGCGCGUCCCAUGGGUUAUCCGUUCGAUCGUCAACCACGAGCAGGUGUUGAAACAUUGCCACAGUUUCUCACCGGAAAUAUGGCGACCACGGAAAUACUAGUGAGGUUCACGGACAACGUGGUGCCUAGAACCAGAUCCGGAAGCCUUGGGAAUACGCUGACCUUCAUCACAGUUACGUUACAGAGAUCGUGCAAUUGUUGCUCGCGUAUUUUGUUACUUUCGCUUUCUAAUCCGUUCGAGAAAAGAUUCUUCAAGAUGGCAAAAGAUAAAUCAGGUAUUUUGUACCUGUUCGAUCGGCCUGCCGAGCCGGUCUACGUACCCAAGGGUGAGAAGAAAGUCGCUUUCGACAUACCGGAUGAUUAUUUGCCCGACAGGUACCGAAAGGUAGCAACACAGGUGUUCAACCGCUUCGCCGAUGAUACCGAGUCGAAGCUUCCUGUGAAACAGAUCUCCCUUCCGGACCUUAGCAUCCCUAUGCAAUUAGGUCGGCGCGAGCCUUUCUCGGUGUUCAUACCCACGCAUCGAAAAUUAGCAGCUCGGCUUACCGAGAUUUUUAUGGGAAUGAGGACGUACGAAGACUUCCUGUCUGUAGCAGUUUACUGUCGCGAUCGUGUGAACCCCUACAUGUUCAUUUACGCUCUCUCCGUGGCAAUAUUGCAUCGUCCUGAUACGAAGGAGCUACCAGUGCCACCAUUGACCGAAGUAUUCCCGGAUAAAUUCGUCGAUGGCGGAAUAUUUACCAGAGCUCAGGAGGAAGCGAACCUUGUGCCGCCAGGAUCGAGGAUCCCGAUUGAGAUUCCCCGCGAUUACACCGCCUCGGACCUCGACGAGGAACAUCGCGUCGCAUACUGGAGAGAAGACAUUGGCAUCAAUUUGCAUCACUGGCAUUGGCAUUUGGUUUACCCGAUCGAAGGCAACAUCAAAAUCGUGAGCAAAGAUCGUCGCGGCGAACUUUUCUACUACAUGCAUCAACAAAUCCAAGCUCGAUACAACUGCGAACGUUUGUGCAAUCGGCUUAGUCGCGUGAAACGGUUUAUUAACUGGCGCGAGCCGAUUCCGGAAGCGUAUUUCCCGAAACUGGACUCUAUCGUUUCCACUCGUACGUGGCCUGCGCGCCACAGAGGAGCCGUUCUAAAAGACGUUAAUCGGCCGGUGGAUCAAUUGAACGUCGACAUCCAGGAUUUAGAAAGAUGGCGAGAUCGUAUUUACGAAGCUAUUCAUACCGGAACUGUGACCGGCCCGAGGGGCGAACGGAUACCUUUAACCGAGAAAACUGGCAUCGACGUAUUGGGGAACAUCGUGGAAGCUACUAUCCUCUCCCCUAAUCCAAACCUGUACGGCGAUCUCCAUAACAUGGGCCACGUUCUUAUCGGUUACUGCCACGAUCCGGAUCAUCGUUACUUGGAAUCUUUCGGUGUCAUGACCGAUCAAGCUGUUGACAUGAGGGAUCCGAUGUUCUACAGAUGGCAUGCUUUCGUCGACGAUGUUUUCCAAGAAUAUAAAAGCACCCUGCCCGAAUAUAGCGUUCAACAGCUGGAUUAUCCAGGCGUCGAAAUAGAGGAUGUUCGAGUGACAACGAAUCAGCAGCGCAACGUUUUGAACACUUUCUGGACCCAGAGCGUCGUAGAUUUGUCCCGCGGUCUCGACUUCACUCCCCGAGGACCGGUUCUCGUCAGAUUCACUCAUCUGAAUCAUGCCGACUACACGUACACGAUUAUCGUAAACAAUCGCGACAACGCAACGAAGAAAGGAACCGUACGCAUCUUCAUCGGCCCCAAGGAAGACGAACGCGGUCUACCUUUCACGUACAGACAACAGAAGAAUAUGAUGAUCGAAAUGGACAAAUUUACCGUGAUACUGCGACCAGGACAAAACACGAUUGAGCGUAAAUCAACGGAAUCUUCGGUAACUAUACCCUUCGAGAGAACGUUCCGCAAUUUGGAAGAGAACAGGCCGACGGAAGCCCUGGCUUUGGAUGCUUUCAACUUCUGCGGUUGCGGGUGGCCGCAACACAUGUUGGUACCCAAAGGUACCAAAGACGGCUAUCGCACGGAUCUUUUCGUCAUGGUGUCGGAUUACGCUGGCGAUGUUAUCGAGCAAAGCGAAUCGACUGGUUGCGCGGAUGCAGUCAGUUAUUGCGGUUUGAGAGAUAGGAAGUAUCCUGACGCACGUCCCAUGGGCUAUCCGUUCGAUCGUCAGCCACGCGACGGCGUAGAAAGGCUGCCGCAAUUUCUCACUGGAAAUAUGGCGAUUACGGAAGUGAUCAUUAGAUUUACGGACAGCAUCGUGCCUAGAACCAGGUCUGGAAGUAUCGGAAACACAUUGACCUUUUCUUAAAGUGCACCGAUCGCUUUUAUUCUCGACGGUCUUUGCAACCUUAUCGAUCGUACGCGCAAUUCGUUAAUAUGUUACAUAAUAAUCAUAUAACUUAAUCGUGCAAGGCUCGAGCAGAGAACAGGAUAGGCUAGAACGGUGAUGAAGCGAUAUAGGAACGUUUGAAAUUAUAUAUAUAUAUAUAUAUUUCG